AUGGCCGCGAGCGACGCGCCUCCUCGCGAGGACGCCGCGGCGCCCGUCGUCACCGCGUCCGACGUCGCGAGUUACCUCCUCAAGCGCGGCAACAUCGCGUCCGCGUUCGAAUACUACCAGGAUCUCAUCGACGCGACGAGCCGCGCGCCGGGCGGCGACGGCGACGACGACGACGACGACGCGUCCUCCUCCUCCUCCGCCGCCGCCGCAUACGCCGCGCUCGAGGCGUACUUCGCGGACCAGCGCCGGUUCCCGAGCGCGGAGCUCCGCGAGCACGCGGACGUGGUCGACAUCCCGGGACUCGUCGCGACGGCGAGGGAGCUCGCCUCGCGCGUCGCCGUCGCGGAGUACGACGCGCGCGUCGCCGCGGAGGACGCGGCGACCGCGCGCGCGGAGCUCGAGGCCUCACGCCGCGCGAGGGCGCUCGGCGGCGGAGGAGGAGGAGGAGGACGCGACGACGCGACGGAGGGCGACGACGACGACGCGGCAUCGGGCGGCAUCGCGUCGGACGUGUUCGAGCGCGUGGACGGGGAGGAAUCGCUGCGGUCGCUCGGCGGCGUCGCGGCGGCGCCCGCGGCGGACGGGUUCCUCAACCGCGACGGCGUCCACGUCGUGUCGGACGACAAGGCACCUACGGCGGAAGACGAAACGUCAACCGGCGCGCCGGUCGCCUUGCCGCCGAUGCGCGCGAACGAGCGUCGCGCGCUGAACGUUCUCGUGAAUGAGUACCUACUCUCGCGCGGCUACCGCGCCGCCGCGCUGUCGCUCCGCGACGACGUCGACAGAGCGCACGGCGACGCGCUCGACGACUGGUCGGGCGCGUUCGGCGGACGGCCGCCCGGCGGCGGCGAGGGCUUGCGCAAGGUGCUGCGCCGAGCGCGGACGAUCGAGGUGUUGGACCCGCGAAAGUUGUCGGCGUUGGAAAAAGAACGCGACGGCUCGCGCGACGACGCGAACGACGCGAGGCGACGCGCGGAGGACGCGGAGCGACGCCGCGACGCCGCGGAGGCCAAGGCGCGCGCGCUGGAGGAGGAGGCGACGUCGCUUCGGCUGCGGAGGGACGAGAAAGAGGCGGACGCCGCGCGAUGGCGCGCGCGAGCGGAGGAGGCGGCGGCGGCGGCGGCGGCGGCGGAGGAGAGAGAAGAACGGCGACGCCGCGCCGCGACCGCGCCGCCGUCCACGCCGACCGCCGCGGUCGCCGCGGUCGCCGUCGACGCGGAUUGGACCCCCGCGCUGGUCGGCGCGAAGAGCGUCGGAAGACUCGAGGCGGUCGCCGAGGAGGAGGUCACGAUCGGCGUGUUGUGCGACGCGUUGCCGCGCGUGGCGCUCCACGUCCUCGUCCAGAGGCGAGGCGAGCUCCUGCCUCUGUUCCAGCGCGCGAUCGCGCGGUGCCCGGAGCCGGAGCGACGCGCGGGUCUCACCGCGCUGCUGUUCGCGCUGAUCAAGCGGCCGGGCGCGGAUCAGAGGCGGGUCAUCGCGGACGCGUGCGCGAACAUCGCGUCCAUCGUCGGCGACGAGAGAACCGCGGAGGAGCUCGUGCCGUGUUGCUUCCUUCAGGUGGAUCACAAACACGAGGAACGCAGGAUGCUCGUCGCGGAGACGUGCGGUCGCCUCGCGCCGGUGCUCGGCGUCGGCCUCCGCUCGUCGCUGCUCUUGACGAUGCUGCAGCAGCAGGCGGAGACGGACGCGGAGGCGGCCGUGCGCCUGUGCGUCGUGCGAAACCUGCGCGCGUUGCUCGACGCCGAUCCGGACGUCUCGAAAUCGCACGCGAUUGAAAAGUUGCUUCUCGACCUGUCGUUGGACGUCGCGGACGAGGUCUCCGAGGCUGCGGUCGCGACGCUCGCGCCCGCGACGGUCGCGUGGCUGCUGCGUGUGGACGGCGACGCGGGCGGAGCGCGGUUGAGGGACGCGCUCGUGCCCGCCGUCUGCGCGAAGGUGUCGGCCGUGCUGAGCGCCGCGAGCAUGGCGGACGGGAGUCACCGACCGCUGACGGAGGACGACUCGUGGCGCGUUCACACGCUGCUGCGGCUGUUGGCGUGCCUCGUGCCCGCGGUGCGGCUCACCGCGCGCGCGUCGGUGCCGAGAGCGUUCGCGUGCGCGAGCGGCGGCGGCGGCGGCGAGGGUGCCGAGGGUGCCGAGGGUGCCGAGGGUGCCGAGGGUGCCGACGAGGAAGCGGCGACGACGUCGGCGCUCGCGGCGUACGUGAAGAAGAGGGCGUUCGAAGACGCUUCGGGCGACGCUUCGGGACCUGGUGCCGAGGCGUCCGCCGCGUCCUCCUCCUCCUCCGAGAUGUCGUGGCCCGCGGCGAAGUGGCUGUGCGGCGACGGGAUCGCCCUGCUCGCGUCGCUCGCGGUGAAGACGCCGCCGAGGGAGGAGAGCGCGCGGCGGGCGAUGCUCGGCGUUCUGAGAGCGUUUUGCGAGGCGGCGGGGGAGGACGUCGUCACCGACGUGGCCGCGCCCGCGUUCGCGGCGGCGUCCGGAUUGGUGGAGGAUACUGCUGCUGACGUGGAUGAACGUGCGGUCCAGAACGCGCGCGCGACCGCGCUGCCGCUGUUCCUCGUCGCGGUGCUCCCGCGCGCGCGCGGCGACGCGCUGGAGCGCCGCGUGAAGAGCCUCCUCGUCGACCCUCCGGUGGGUCCCGCGCGCGGAUUCGUGGAUCCUCCAUCUGACGUGGAUCCAUCUGACGUGGACAACCCCGCGGCGGCCGGCGUCCCGGAGUACGUCCUCGCCGCGCUCAAGUUCGCGACGACGUUCGAGCGCGCGCGCGGCCGCGUCCUGAAACUCCUCGGGACGCUCGCGGGGGAGAAGAGUGCGAGGUGCGUUCUAUACACUGGUCCCCAUACGACCCCGUCGGCGUGGUGA
Molecule: messenger RNA, 2862 nt
Organism: Micromonas pusilla CCMP1545
Lineage: Eukaryota; Viridiplantae; Chlorophyta; Mamiellophyceae; Mamiellales; Mamiellaceae
Exons: 2
Coding region: 1-2862 (953 amino acids)
Biological process (GO): intracellular cholesterol transport
Cellular component (GO): recycling endosome; trans-Golgi network
Molecular function (GO): protein binding
Source: RefSeq, a predicted model, not a curated record